Molecule: messenger RNA, 183 nt
Organism: Volvox carteri f. nagariensis
Lineage: Eukaryota; Viridiplantae; Chlorophyta; Chlorophyceae; Chlamydomonadales; Volvocaceae
Exons: 2
Biological process (GO): regulation of DNA-templated transcription
Cellular component (GO): nucleus
Molecular function (GO): DNA-binding transcription factor activity; DNA binding
Source: RefSeq, a predicted model, not a curated record
GCCAUCAAGCGCCCCCGGCUAGUGUGGACUCCGCAGCUUCACAAGAAGUUUGAGAGUGCGGUGCAAAAGUUGGGGACGGAGAAAGCGGUGCCCAAGAACAUCAUGCAGGAGAUGAACAUCGACGGCCUGACCCGGGAGAAUGUGGCCAGCCACCUGCAGAAGUACCGCAUGUUGCGACGCAAG